Messenger RNA from Camelina sativa (false flax), 1224 nucleotides. RefSeq names its product anamorsin homolog. The record is from RefSeq and is a predicted model, not a curated record. Gene Ontology annotation, cellular component: cytoplasm. Gene Ontology annotation, biological process: iron-sulfur cluster assembly. Gene Ontology annotation, molecular function: iron-sulfur cluster binding. Lineage: Eukaryota; Viridiplantae; Streptophyta; Magnoliopsida; Brassicales; Brassicaceae.
CAAAAAGAGUCGGCGAAAAAAAUAUAAAAGAGCGACCCAGAGAGAGAGAGAGAAGGUGAGAAAGAUUUGAUUUUGAUUUCUCUUUUCAAGGCAAAAAAGAAUUUACAAGAGAGAUAAUUUCUAGGGUUUUUGUACUUCUCGCUCGCUAGGUUUUUCUAAAGAGAUUUUUCCCCAAUAUGGAUUCGAUGGUUAAUCAGAAGACGGUUUUGGCUGUGACGGAUGAUGUUGUGUUGCCUGUUAGCUCUGUUCUUACUGUUAUGGAACAGCUUGGAAAGGAGCGUUUUGAUCCUCUGAUUAUUACCCAAGCAUCCACAAUAAAUCAGUUUCCUUUGGAUUCUUCAUCAGUGGACGCUGUUUUAGCAAUUUCCAAAACAUCUGAUUUUCCUAGUGACAAAAUAUGUGGUGAGUUCUCGAGGAUCUUGAAGCCUGGUGGCACGGUUUUUGUGUGCAAGAAUUUGGAGGGUCAACUGGAAGAUAUGCAACAGACCAUUCAAAAAAGAGUGACGUUGGCUGGUUUUCUGGAGCCACAGUGUGUUGAUUUGAAAUCAAUUAAGUUGUCUACGUUCAGUUUAUCCUUUGGGAUCAAGGCAAAGAAACCUUCUUGGAAAAUUGGUUCAUCAUUUGCUCUCAAAAAGCCUGCAAAAGUUCUCUUGAAGGUUAAUCUAGAUGAUGACUUGGAUCUUAUUGAUGAAGAUUCUCUUUUAACAGAGGAGGACUUGAAGAAGCCACAGCUUCCUGUUGCCAGCGGUUGUGCGACCACCAAAAAAGCUUGCAAGAACUGCGUCUGUGGUAGAGCUGAGAUUGAGGAGAAAGCUGUGAAGCUGGGCCUCACAGAUGAUCAAAUCGAGAAUCCACAAUCAGCAUGUGGCAGUUGUGGGCUCGGUGAUGCCUUCCGCUGCGGUACAUGCCCUUACAAGGGUCUGCCAGCCUUCAAAUUAGGCGAGAAGGUAACCCUAUCUCGAAACUUCCUUGAAGCGGACAUAUAAGCAUGUGAAAGGUGUUUCUUCAUAUCGAGGCCAAAACCGUUUGCUAAUCGCAGAGUAGUUUCAUUAUUUACUUCGUGCCCUUUCGUAUAAUUUGUUUGUUGCUACUUCUUUUAUUUUGUGGCUCUAAAGGCUUAUAGAAAAUUGUUGGUGUUUGCCCAUAAAGCACAAACCUUGGUACUAUUAAAGAACAGUUUUGCAUUUGGUUAAAUAAUUAUUUGUCUUUAUUGGCUUGGACCUU